Molecule: messenger RNA, 1170 nt
Organism: Zophobas morio
Lineage: Eukaryota; Metazoa; Arthropoda; Insecta; Coleoptera; Tenebrionidae
Product: eukaryotic translation initiation factor 6-like
Exons: 4
Coding region: 127-1041 (304 amino acids)
Biological process (GO): maturation of 5.8S rRNA; assembly of large subunit precursor of preribosome; ribosomal subunit export from nucleus
Cellular component (GO): cytosol; preribosome, large subunit precursor; nucleolus
Molecular function (GO): ribosomal large subunit binding
Source: RefSeq, a predicted model, not a curated record
ACAAAUUCCCCCUCCAUCAAGUUACUUUGCCUCACGUUGUGCAAUAGUGUAGAAAUUUAGUAGAGUGAAAAUCUUUUGCAGUCCUACGAGUAAGUGUUGGUGUAAUCGACAAGUAUUAUAUUUGUGAUGGAGACCACAGAGCAAUCAAUGCCUUCUGACAUAAUUCCGACCCGCAACUAUACAAGCGCUUCAGAGAAAAGUCUUUGGUGGUAUAUCAAAAGAACAAAUAAAGAUUACUAUGGAGUAGGUAAUGGUAAAUCUCGCUAUGAUGGUGUAUGGCCCCAAGCAUUUCGAACACGACGGUCCUAUAGUGGAUUCACGACUCGUGGUUAUGAACAACGCGAAAUGUGGACGCAGGCAUUGCGAAUAACCCUUGGAAAUAACAACGACAUUGGUGCUUUGGUAAGGUUGACGAACUCGUACUUCUUGGUUGGUGGUGAAGACGAAGCAGAGAAUUUUUGCAGGACUGUUCAAGGCGAUCUGCCUGAUAUUCCUGUGAUAAGAACUUCCUUAAGCGGGUGUAGAGUAAUUGGGCGAAUGUGCGUGGGAAACAAUCAUGGUCUUCUUGUACCUGAAGCGAUUUACGACACAGAAUUAGACCACAUUAGAGACAAAAUACCGGAGCCCAUCCAAAUUAAAAAAAUAGAAGAAAGGUUAUCAGCAUUAGGAAACGUGGUUGUAUGUAAUGAUCAGGUUGCCCUGGUACAUCCAGAAUUGGACAAGGAAAGCGAAGAAAUGAUCGAAGAUACGUUACAAGUUGAAGUUUUUCGUCAUGUGAUAGCCAAUAAUCCUCUUGUUGGUUCAUACUGUGUUUUAAAUAAUAAUGGAGGGUUAGUGCACGUUGAUAUCAGUCAAACUGAUCUUGAAGAUUUAUCGUCACUACUAGGGUUACCUCUAAUCCCUGGAACAGUUAAUUAUGGCAACAAAGCCGUAGCAGCAGGGGUAGCGGCAAAUGAUACUAUUGCAUAUGCAGGAAUGAAAACAACAUCAAGAGAAUUUUUGGCUAUCGAAGAGGCGUUCAGGUUACCAGGACGCGGUUAAUGAAGAGACUACAAUAUAUGUACAUAGUUUCUUUGUGAUGAUUUCCGUAUAUUUAUUUAUUUAAUUUUGUAUUUCCUGUAAUUGGAUUUUUCUGUUGGAAAUAAAUUAUUAUUAUUACAAAGCAACAAA